This is a messenger RNA of Penaeus monodon (black tiger shrimp), 1622 nucleotides long. RefSeq names its product extensin-like. The record is from RefSeq and is a predicted model, not a curated record. NCBI's taxonomy places the organism in Eukaryota, Metazoa, Arthropoda, Malacostraca, Decapoda, Penaeidae.
CGGCCCCAGUGCCACACUCGACGCCCGUUCCUCCUCAGGCGCACACUUUGUCCAAGAGAGCAGUCAUGAAGGCCGUUUGUAUCGUGGCUUUGGUCGCCGCGCUGUGCGUCGCUCCCUUCCGAGCUGAACGGCCUCCGCCCGGAGUGCUGCGUCCUCUGCCCCGCCCCGGCUAUGAGGGCGUGCGCACUCUGCCGGCUCUUCUGCCUGACGAUGUGAGGCAGACCAGACCUUCUGUUCGACCUGACGUCCCUUCCUUCCAGCGACCUCAGAUCCAGCCCCGACACCCGUCCUUUCAGACAAAGCCUCUCCCCCGUCCGGUGGGAGUCCAAACACUGCCAGCAGUUCUGCCAGAGGAUCUCAAGCAGACAAGACCCUUUGCUCGUCCAGCAGGAGUAAACACACUUCCUGCUGACCUUCCUGAAGAUCUUCAACAGACAAGACCCUUUGUCCGCCCCGACGUCCCUUCCUUUCAGCGACCUCAGAUCCAGCCCCAACACCCGUCCUUUCAGACAAAGCCUCUCCCUCGUCCGGUGGAAGUCCAAACACUACCAGCAGUUCUGCCAGAGGAUCUCAAGCAGACAAGACCCUUUGCUCGUCCAGCAGGAGUAAACACACUUCCUGCUGACCUUCCUGAGGAACUUCAAGGCUCAAGGAAGCAGACAAGACCUUUUGUCCGCCCCGACGUCCCUUCCUUCCAGCGACCUCAGAUCCAGCCCCGACACCCGUCCUUUCAGACAAAGCCUCUCCCCCGUCCGGUGGAAGUCCAAACACUACCAGCAGUUCUGCCAGAGGAUCUCAAGCAGACAAGACCCUUUGCUCGUCCAGCAGGAGUAAACAUACUUCCUGCUGACCUUCCUGAGGAACUUCAACAGACAAGACCUUUUGUCCGCCCCGACGUCCCUUCCUUCCAGCGACCUCAGAUCCAGCCCCGACACCCGUCCUUUCAGACAAAGCCUCUCCCCCGUCCGGUGGGAGUCCAAACACUGCCAGCAGUUCUGCCAGAGGAUUUCAAGCAGACAAGACCCUUUGCUCGUCCAGCAGGAGUAAACACACUUCCUGCUGACCUUCCUGAGGAUCUUCAACAGACAAGACCCUUUGUCCGCCCCGACGUCCCUUCCUUCCAGCGACCUCAGAUCCAGCCACACCCAUCUUUCAUCAAGCAAACGAAGCCUCUGCCUCGUCCGCUAGAGCUACCGGGGGAUCUCAAGCAGACAAGGCCCUUUGCUCGUCCUGCAGUCCCAUCCUUCCAGCGCCCUAAUCCUCGGUCUCUCUCUGUGCCCCAGGGCGAAGCCGAGAUCUGCCACAGCUGCGAGCGCCUGCCCUUCGUUCGCCGAGGAGCCUGUUGCAGGCGGUGGAACCUCUGCUGUUGAGGGACUUCGUGGCUGCAGAUCGACAGAGGACAUCCUGUGACUCUCAUUAUUGCCAAUAUGGAUGACUGUUUGGCUUUUACAUUUCUUGAUUUGGUGGAUAAUGUUAGUGUGACUAGCCACAAAUUAUGUAAAAUAAACAGAAUGUGUCUUUUCAGUAAUAUAUAUUUGUGUGUGUGUGACGGCAAACAUUUAGGAAUAUGCUACAUGAUUUUUUUCAACAUUACACAACAAAUAGAAUAUUCAAAAAUCUUA